Messenger RNA from Saimiri boliviensis boliviensis (Bolivian squirrel monkey), 1568 nucleotides. It is a transcript of the gene MTG2, whose product is annotated as mitochondrial ribosome associated GTPase 2. Gene Ontology annotation, molecular function: magnesium ion binding; GTP binding; GTPase activity. Gene Ontology annotation, cellular component: mitochondrion. Lineage: Eukaryota; Metazoa; Chordata; Mammalia; Primates; Cebidae. The record is from RefSeq and is a predicted model, not a curated record.
CUUUGGAUUAUUUAUACUACAAUAGAAUAUAAAUGCUGUGGAUACAGUUGUUGUACUUUAUUUUUUUAAUUUAACAAAUUGUUGUAUUGUUACUGUUUUUUUUGUACGGAUACUCUCUACCUGAGGUUUGUUGACUGCACAGAUGUGGAGGGCUGACUGUGCAUGACUUCUUUCAGUGUAUUGAGACUUCUUUUGUGAUGCAUCUUACGCUCUGUUUUGGUGAAUGUUCCACAUGCACCGGAAGGGGCCAUGACACCUGCGAGGCUUUUCUCAGCAAGAUCGAGGACCAUGUUUGAGGGCCUGGGGCACUGGGCUUUGUCCACGCAGGCUGGCCUCAAGCCCAGCCGGCUACCGCCACGGCAGCUUUCUCCCAGGCUGCUCUCAGUCGGCCGUAUGGACCACGCCAAGCAUCAGGAGCUCCCGGGGAAGAAGCCGCUCUCUGAGAAAAAGCUGAAAAGGUAUUUUGUGGACUCUCGGAGAGUGCUUGUCUGUGGAGGAAACGGAGGCGCCGGGGCAAGCUGCUUCCACAGUGAGCCCCGCAAGGAGUUUGGAGGCCCCGAUGGAGGGGACGGAGGCAACGGCGGGCAUGUCAUUCUGAGAGUUGAUCAGCGAGUCAAGUCCCUGUCAUCGGUCCUGUCGAGGUACCAGGGAUUCAAUGGAGAAGAUGGUGGCAGUAAAAACUGCUUCGGGCGCAGUGGCGCCGUCCUCUAUAUCCAGGUCCCCGUGGGCACGCUGGUGAAGGAGGGAAACAGAGUUGUGGCCGACCUGGCUCACCAGGGUGACGAGUACAUCGCCGCACUGGGCGGGGCGGGAGGGAAAGGCAACCGCUUCUUCCUGGCCAACGACAACCGUGCCCCUGUGACCUGUACUCCUGGACAGCCAGGACAGCAGCGGGUUCUCCACCUGGAGCUGAAGACGGUGGCCCACGCCGGGAUGGUGGGAUUCCCCAACGCUGGGAAAUCCUCGCUUCUCCGGGCCCUUUCAAACGCCAGACCCGCCGUGGCCGCCUACCCAUUCACCACCCUGAAGCCUCACGUCGGGAUCGUCCACUACGAAGGCCACCAACAAAUAGCAGUGGCCGACAUCCCCGGCCUCAUACGAGGCGCGCACCGGAACAGGGGCCUGGGGUCUGCUUUCCUCAGGCACAUUGAGCGCUGCCGCUUUCUCUUGUUCGUGGUGGAUCUUUCUCUGCCUGAGCCGUGGACUCAAGUGGACGAUUUAAAAUACGAACUGGAGAUGUAUGAAGAGGGCCUGUCUGAGCGGCCCCACGCAAUCGUUGCAAAUAAGAUUGACCUCCCUGAAGCCCGAGCCAAUCUGUCCCAGCUCCGGGAUCACUUGGGGCAGGAGGUCAUCGCACUGUCAGCGGUGACCGGUGAGAACCUGGAGCAGCUGCUGCUGCACCUGAAGGUGCUGUAUGACGCCUACCUGGAGGCCGAGCGGGGCCAGGGCCACGAGCCUCUCAGGUGGUAGCUGCGGCAGAGCGGGUGACUUCUGGGCCUCUGGCCGAGCAAACGCGGGUGUGAACUCGGUGGCUUCGAAUGCAUAAACAAAGUGCCUUGUGGACACGG